Prunus armeniaca (apricot) is the source of this 696-nucleotide messenger RNA. The record is from the annotation of a GenBank genome assembly. Lineage: Eukaryota; Viridiplantae; Streptophyta; Magnoliopsida; Rosales; Rosaceae.
AUGAAGCUCUCCAUGCUCAUCUUCAUCUUCCUGUGUUUUCUCUCUUUUCUCUUCCAGCAUUCUCACUCCACCACAAUACUAGUAGAUGGGGUUGCAGAGUGGAAAAAUCCCACUGUUCAUUUUUUAAGCACAAGUAUCAGCACAACCUCUACAUUUUCCAGAACCAAAAAAGCCUUCAAUCUCUGCAAUUUCACUCAAGCCACACUUCUUAACAAACCUGACUCCACCUCCUUCACGUGGCACCCAUCACGCCCUGGUUUCUUCUACUUUGCCUUCAACAAUGGCUCUAUGCUCAAAACAUGCCAAGAGACCCAAAAGCUGGCUAUCAGAGUCUCCUCCUCUUCCUCAGCAGCAGCACCACCAGGAAGUUCAAGUUCAACAACAACUUCUCCACAGCUUCCUCCAAUGGCUUCCCCAACACCAAGCUCGGGUGGAGGAGGAGCAGUGUCAUCUUCUCCAUCAUAUCCAUGGCCAUUCCACCCUCGCCAAGUUUCCUUCUCUCCCAGCCCACAACCAAGCGUGAGUUCUUCAGUGGCUGUACCAGACAAAGGUGGUGGUGGUGGUAUGCCAUUUAUUAACAGCAACCCUGCAGUUCCUCUGCCUACUGGUGAAGUUGACUCUGCUACAAUACGUCCUUUACCAACUUCUGGCCACCAGGGGCAGGUUCUUGAUCUCAUUAAAUUUGUUCAUUUGUAA